This is a messenger RNA of Coniosporium apollinis CBS 100218, 417 nucleotides long. RefSeq lists its product as uncharacterized. The transcript has 2 exons. Bases 1 to 417 code for a protein of 138 amino acids. NCBI's taxonomy places the organism in Eukaryota, Fungi, Ascomycota, Dothideomycetes. The record is from RefSeq and is a predicted model, not a curated record.
AUGGCACCCACCGUCCCCACGGCCCUCCCACCUACCAUCCGCGCGCGCGGCAUGACAACCACCCUCGCCGGCCGUGGCGUGAUCGUCGACGCCAUCGAGCCGGUCCCCAAAGCAAUCGGCACGGGGGCCAUCAAGCGCGCUUCGGAUACCUAUGCCUCCGUCUCCUCCGCCUCUCCCGAGAGAGAGCGAGAGCACGGGUGCGACGAGCUCGGAUGGGGAAAGGGGAAGAAGGACUGGGCCCCGCAGGGGAAGAUCCCGGGGUGUGGCGAGGCGGAGGGGGUGUAUCUUGCGAGGUCGGUGGGGAAGAGGGUUGCGAGGUUGUUGGGGUUGGGGAAGGAGAAGGAGAUGAAGAGGGAGGGCGAGGAGAAGAAAUGCGAGAGCAAGGGAAAGGGGAAGGGGAGGGCGGUGGAAGAGUAG